CGAUUAUCAGGAGUAUAACAAUGCUCAGGGUUCCCAGAACUUAUAAGGAAUGAAUGCUCGAGUACUCAUAUUGUUGAAUAAAAUCAUCUCAACCAAUUGCAAGCAAUGAAUGUAAAUUGCCCUUCAAAUCGCCACGUGAUUACGUGAUUUCGCGUCUGCCAAGUGCCAACAGAGUGGCAAGUAAGCGUCAUGGAUUGUACGAGAACUACCAAAAACACUCAUGGAUCGAACUAACUGCACGUAUAGGCAUGGCUAGUCCUGCCCUAGACGAAGCAGAGCAUCCUCAAAAUGCUGAGGAUAGUGAUUAUGGCUCCGACUUCUCACCGGAAGAAGUUGAGAUAGUAGAGAAAUUGUUGUUGCCGUUCCAUUCACUCAACGAAGCAACUGAGAUCGAAGACAAUCCGAUUGUGAAUGAAAUCGAGUAUCAUGAGUCGGAGCGCACCCUUCGCCUCCCUCGAGUUUUUGGAAAAGAGCAGAUUUCGCCUCUGCUUCAGGCCAUUCGUGCUGCGGAGAGGGUUGCUGAGCAGAUUAAUAAUUCAGUCGCGAAACGCGAGUACUAUCCUGACCGUGAGCAUAUAUUGUCUUCUCCAUUGCUAGAUUUCUGACUUACGCGGUAGCCCUCAGUGAGUAAUCAAAUAGCUGGUAUUGUGCCAGCUGCAUUCGAAUCGAUACUCACGAAUGGAGUCGAAUCAAAGACUGCAGAAUCUGCAGAACCUGUACCUCGCGAUGCACGAUCGCCCCUCGAACGAUUUCGUACCGCGCCGAGGAAACCACUCUCGGUGACGGACCUCGUGUCGCCUGCAUGGUGCGAGCUUCAAUACUGGUAUACAUUAACGAAACAUGGAAAGAAGAAACGAACAUCAGCUAUGAAGCAGGGUAGUGCUGUACACAAAGUCCUAGAAGAUCAAGUACAUAGGACUGUCCAGAUCGACAUCCAAACAAGGGAAGAUGCCUGGGGCCUACAGAUAUGGAAUGUGAUACAAGGUUUACGAACAUUACGGGAAACGGGACAAACGAGGGAAUUGGAAAUAUGGGGUACUAUUGAUGGAUUGGUGGUGAAUGGCGUUAUUGAUGAACUGAGUUACAUCUGUCCGGACACUGAAUUGGAGGAAACUUUACAAAAAAAGACCGAGAGGGAGAAGAAUUUGCCACCUUCAGAUCAAGCUUCUAUAUCGGAUUUCUUUAAAGCACCAGGAGCUGUUGCGGACGCGACACGGACAAGAAGGCGGGCUCGAUCGAACAAACUUUACAUUUGCGAUGUUAAAACCAGAGGUGUUCGCACGCUGCCGAACAACGCAUCCUUUCGCCCUACCCAGAUGCAGCUCAUGCUAUAUCAUCACCUUCUAUCCGAGCUUGCCACAAACAUGGUCAAUUUUCCUGCCUUGGCUGGUCGCUAUAGGUUGGACACAGCCAAAACUUUUUCAGAUGCAUUUAUUGCUCAAGUGGGUAGCAUGAACGAUGAUAAUGAGGAGAUGUACGAAGACGCUCUUGAGGAACAAGAUAAUUCCACGCCAGUUUCUAGUCAAGAUUCUAUUGGCGUUCUCCUUGCCCAUAACAAUCUCAACGCUCUUUGGUCACUCAUGAUAUCUGAAUUUCAAAUCACUCUCCCCGAUGGUGCUGAAUCAUUGGGAAAAGUGUUAAAAACGGAAUAUCGAUCACGAGAUAGUGGAGAGAUACUCGGAAUCAAGACUAUACCUAUGGAUAAUCAAGAAUUGAAUUCAUACCUAGAGGAAGAACUACGUUGGUGGAAAGGAGAAAGAGAAGCGAAGGGGGUUACAGUAGAAGAAGCAUUUAAAUGCAGGACUUGUGAUUUUGCGGAAGAUUGUGAAUGGAGGUUACACAAGGUUGAAGAAGCGACUGAGAAGGCUCGGUUGAGGAAGAGGAGAAAGAAAAGUGUUGUAUAGUUGCGCUCAUGAAUUUCUUUAAUAUCUGCAUGGCGUUUUCUGUGGGGUUGUUUGAAUAAAAGUCAUGACCUUAUAAAUGACCAAUGGUA
Sclerotinia trifoliorum is the source of this 1993-nucleotide messenger RNA. The record is from the annotation of a GenBank genome assembly. NCBI's taxonomy places the organism in Eukaryota, Fungi, Ascomycota, Leotiomycetes, Helotiales, Sclerotiniaceae.